Messenger RNA from Penicillium oxalicum, 1287 nucleotides. Its product is annotated as 8-oxoguanine glycosylase OGG1. Gene Ontology annotation, biological process: base-excision repair, AP site formation; base-excision repair; nucleotide-excision repair. The record is from RefSeq and is a predicted model, not a curated record. Bases 1 to 1287 code for a protein of 428 amino acids. Gene Ontology annotation, cellular component: nucleus. Gene Ontology annotation, molecular function: damaged DNA binding; 8-oxo-7,8-dihydroguanine DNA N-glycosylase activity. NCBI's taxonomy places the organism in Eukaryota, Fungi, Ascomycota, Eurotiomycetes, Eurotiales, Aspergillaceae. The transcript is spliced from 3 exons.
AUGGCGAAGAUUGCCGAUAGGCUUGAAUGGCAACAUAUCCCCGAAGAGGAAGAAUGGCGCUGUGUGCUCCAUGGGAAGCUACUUUCGUUGAAGCAAGACACAUCGAACCUUUAUUAUCGCCAUUAUAAAUCUUUUUCUUUGACAUCGAUACCCUCUCCUCCAGACUCAAAAAUCUCGUCUCGAGCGCAGUCCGAUACAGAGUCUAGUGACAUCAAAGCACCUGGCGAUAAUGCGCUUGAUGACGAGGUUUUGCGUCUGAUCAAGCAUUAUUUGAAUCUGUCUCCGAGUCUAUCCAGCCUCUAUGAGCAAUGGUCUAGCAACGAUGCCAAUUUUAAGAAGAAGGCCGUCCAAUUCACGGGAAUUCGUAUCCUUCGUCAGGAUCCAUGGGAGGCACUCGUCUCGUUCAUAUGCAGCAGCAACAACAAUAUCGCUCGGAUCUCCCAAAUGGUGGAGAAAUUGUGUCUAAACUAUGGUGACUUCAUCGCCAAGAUUGGUGACCGCUCCUACCACGAUUUUCCAAACCCAGAGGCUCUCGCAGGCAACGACGUCGAAAGCAAUCUUCGCAGCCUUGGCUUUGGAUACCGAGCGAAAUACAUUCACCGCACCGCAGUCAUGGUCUCUCAGGAACGAGAGAAGGGGUGGCUUGAAGGUCUAUGUAACCCCGAGUCUCCAGUGUUUGGAGUCUUGCCGAAACCUGGCGAAACAAUGCAGCCUGAGGGACGACAAGGCUAUCGUAAUGCCCAUGAGAAUUUGCUAGAGCUGCAAGGUGUCGGGCCAAAGGUUGCGGAUUGCGUAUGUCUCAUGGGUCUCGGUUGGGGUGAAUCAGUCCCUGUGGAUACUCACGUCUGGCAAAUCGCACAGCGGGACUACCGAUUUGGUAAAAGCUCCCACAAAUCUUUGACCAAAGCGACGUAUGACGCGGUGGCCAAUCACUUUCGGAAGCUAUGGGGUCAAGAGGCUGGAUGGGCCCAUAGCGUGCUAUUCACAGCAGAUCUCAGGUCAUUUUCCGAUCGACUCGCAGCGACGAAGAAGGUUGACGUGUCCGUCAAGGAAGAUGGAGAGGAUAUUGAAGUCAAAACCGAGGUGAGAACUGCUGUGAUGUUGACAGCGCCGAAAGAAGAACUAGAUUCUGUCAACAUCAAAUCCGAAGAAACAGAGAUGAAGCCCAUGACCGAGGUGAUUCGGACAAGGAAAAGAAGGGGACCAAAGGAAGAGAUCGUCCAGGCUGCCCAUACGACUGAUACGAGGAGGGUAUCGAAGCGACUCCGGAAGAUCGGGGACCCAUGA